AUGGCAGCUUCAUUUGCUCUUCUCCGUGAAUUGCGUCCCUACAAAUCUUCAUGGAGGAUCCAAGUCAAGGUCUUGCAUUCAUGGCACCAAUACACUGUCCAAACAGGAGAAACAUUAGAGAUGGUGCUUGCAGAUACACAGGGUGUUAAAAUACAUGCAAGCGUGAAGAAGGAUUUGGUUCCGCGUUUUGCUCCCCAUGUUCGAGUUGGUGAGUGGAAGUUUGUAGAAACCUUCGGGCUUACUCAUUCAACUGGUCAGUUUCGUCCAACCAAUCAUUUGUACAAGAUUGGAUUUCAAACUGGCACUGUUGUCUCACGUUGUGAGAAUAUAUCUGACUCCAACUACUUGAGUCUUGCUAAGUUUGAGCCAAUCUUGAAUGAGGAGAUCAAUCCCUAUGCAAUGGGCCAAGUUGUUAACAUAGGAGAACUGGAGCUUAAGGAAACUAAUAACAAGCCGAAUCAUAAGCUCGAUUUCGAGUUGAGGGAUGAAAAGGAUGUUAGGCUACCUUGCACACUGUGGGGUUCACAUGCCGAACAAGUGUUUACGGCUUGCCAGGAAGCUAAUGGCGCCAUGGUGAUCUGUGUGAUCAGAUUUGCGAAAGUCAAAAACUAUAAAGGUGUUGUGAGUUUGUCUAAUUCUUACAAUACUACACAAGUUUUUAUCAACCCCCCUAUCCUGAACCUUCCCAAUGAUGGUCUGACCCUUACCUUCCGCGAAAAUGCACCGCAGAACCAGAUUGUGGCAUUGACUGCUGACCAGAGUGAUCAGUUUCCCCGGAGAACCAUAUCAGAGCUACUCAAUUCUCAAGAGAUUGGUAAGGCAAGGGUGUUGUGCACAAUCUAUGCAAUUGAUACAGAUUGGUCGUGGUACUAUUUUAGUUGCAGAAACUGUAACAAAAAGGUUACUCAUAUCUAUCCAUCCGGCAAGGAGAAAGUAAUCAAAGAAACAAAACAAAAGUUUUGGUGUGAUGUCUGCAAAUCCAUUGUAACCAAUGUUGACCCGCGUACAGCUGCAAAAAUCAUUACCCAAAGCGCUGCUACUCUCUUAAAUGGAUCACUAGCUGAGAUUGCAGACCCAGAGAACUUACCAGAUCCAAUCAACAAUGUCAUUGGAAAGACAUACCUCUUUUUGGUAUGUGUUGAAAAGGCAAACAUUUUGGAUGGAAAGGACUCUUACAAGGUUGCAAAGGUGUUGUUGAAUGAUGGUACGUUGGGAGAGGAAAGCAUGCUUGAGUCUCAGGAAACAAUCAAUUCGGACUCUAUUGUAUCCGGUGAACAGAUGCAACUGAUGCUGACUAACAGUGAAGAUGGAACUGAAACUAAUACACCAUCAUCCAAGCGUCAAGCAUCUUUCAAUGUGGAGCCUGCUGAGCAAUCAUCCACAACCAAGAAGUUGUGUCUUGCAGUCUCAGAUUUGGACAAACAGGAUGAAAACAUGGAGAGUGAAGGAAUCGCGGAUUGUGGAGGUACCAAGGAUUGUGCUAUACAAGCUUCAGUCCUUCCUAAUCGUGUGCCUAAGUUUCAAGAUCAAUUGGUUAAAGGCCAGUUGUACAACAUCAAUGAUUUCGAUGUUGUUGCAUCCUCCAACCGUUAUUGUCGCACCAACCACAAGUGGUUCUCUACUUUUUCAGACUUGCUUGAUAUGGUAGACAAGGGUGAGGAGCUUCCAGGUAACAACCUAUUUUGCAUUGUUCGUAUUUCUGGUCUCUUAGCUUCCACUUUGUUCUUCAGUAUAUGA
Camelina sativa (false flax) is the source of this 1737-nucleotide messenger RNA. The record is from RefSeq and is a predicted model, not a curated record. Lineage: Eukaryota; Viridiplantae; Streptophyta; Magnoliopsida; Brassicales; Brassicaceae.